Messenger RNA from Lactuca sativa (garden lettuce), 528 nucleotides. Lineage: Eukaryota; Viridiplantae; Streptophyta; Magnoliopsida; Asterales; Asteraceae. The record is from RefSeq and is a predicted model, not a curated record.
AUGAUCCAAUUGGAUGAUGAGAUAUUAGAAAAAGAGCUUGCACAUUUGAUGAAAGAAGAUCCAAGCAAGUUUGUGAUGCACUCUGAAGAAGAAGGAGAUAAGAAAAAAACAGCAGAAAAGGGAAAGGAAAGGGGAGUUCAAUACGCCAAUAUUGCAUGUCUUGAUGCGGUCAAAUUCGAGGAAGGGUUAAGCACGGGAAAGGAUGCAGGAAUAAAGGAAAGGAAGGAGGAAGCUGAUCACCAAUUCACCACUAAACCUAGAGCACGGACCAUUAUGAAAUAUGAAGUUAUUAAAUUUAAAGAGAAGGAGGUUCAAGAGACGGUGAAAAAGAAGGGGGUGAAGAAGAAAAAGAGGAAAAGGCAAGCCCAAGCAGCUGGAGAUGAAGCAAUGAAAAGAAAAAGAGAUGAAUUAAAAAGGGCUUACAAGAAAAAGAUCCACGCUUACAAGACCAAGUACAAAUCACAAAAAAAAUCAUGUUCAGAAGAGGACAAUCUUCAAGUGGUAGCCAAGGGGAGUUUCCAUGGCUAA